Messenger RNA from Paramuricea clavata, 1636 nucleotides. The record is from the annotation of a GenBank genome assembly. NCBI's taxonomy places the organism in Eukaryota, Metazoa, Cnidaria, Anthozoa, Malacalcyonacea, Plexauridae.
AUGAAAAGCAAAAUAAAACUUUUUGCUUUUGCCACUAACACACCCCUCGACAUCAAAGGGUAUUUCGAAGCUUCAGUUGAAUCAGGAACAAAAAUUACCACAGCCCAAUUUUAUGUGAUAAACACUGAUGCUGGAUGUCUAAUAAGUGGAAACACUGCAAUUGAUCUUGGGUUAUUAAAGCUAAACAAAAUUGCAUUUGUUACAUCUCGACCUGAAACCCAUCAACCUAAGAAAAAUGCUCCAACAAAUAGCAAGUCUAGACCUAAAAGAUUGAGAACCUUAUUUUCGAAAUAUGAUAAUUUAUUCCAAGGAAUCGGAAAAGUCCCAGAUUACAAAGUCCAUUUACACAUUGAUAAAACUGUCCAACCCACAAUUCAAAAAGCCCGAAGAAUCCCAUUUACAAUGAGAACCAAACUAUCAGAAGAACUGCGACGUCUUGAAUCAUUAGAUAUUAUUGAAAGUGUAACAGGCCCCACGUCGUGGGUAUCUCCCAUUGUUUGUUUCCCAAAACCCAACAAUCCCGACCAAAUUCGUCUUUGUGUUGACAUGCGAUAACCCAAUAAAGCCAUUUCACGGGAAUGUCACCCUUCUCCCACAACUGAAGAUUUAAUUGAAAAACUAAAUGGUGCUGCAUAUUUCUCAAAACUUGAUCUAAGCUCUGGGUACCAUCAACUAGAGUUGGAUGAAGCUUCGCGUGACAACUACAUUUGCAACUCAUGAAGGUCUCAAAAGAUAUAAACGUUUGAACUUUGGCAGAAAUAGUGCUGCUGAGAUAUUUCAAAAUGUCAUUCAGACCACAUUCCAAGAUAUUGACGGUUGUAUAAACAUAAGCGACGACAUACUAGUUUUUGCCAAAACACAACAUGAACAUGACAUGACAUUAGAAUCUGUUCUACAGCGUGCUAAUGAAAAUAAUUUAAGAUUCAACGGUGACAAAUGUGAAUUUGAUAAACCAAGCAUCACGUUUUAUGGUCAUGUUUUCUCGAAGCAGGGUAUAUCCCCAUGUCCUAAAAAGAUCGAAGCGAUCAAGUCUCUAAAACCUCCAGCGAAUGUUUCUGAACUUCGUAGCUAUUUAGGAAUGAUAACAUAUUGCGGCAGAUUUAUUCAAGAUCUUGCAACACUGACUGCCCCAUUACGUAAACUUACAAAGAAGGACAUAAAAUACGAAUGGAAAGAAUCACAACAACGUGCGUUUGAUACAUUACAAGAAAGAUUGAACGAAAAAACCACUUUAUCAUAUUUUGACCCUUCAAAAGACACCAAGCUCAUUGUAGAUGCCUCUCCCACUGGUCUAGCGGCAAUAUUAAUACAAAAUACCCCCAGCCAAAAUGACGAAACUGUCGUUGCAUAUGGCAGUCGUGCUCUUACAGAAGUAGAACAAAGAUAUAGUCAGACAGAACGCGAGGCAUUUGCAAUUGUUUUUGGCUGCGAACAUUUUCGUUUAUUUCUCUAUGGAAUUCAUUUCACAAUCUAUACAGACCAUAAACCAUUAGUAUCGAUUUUUCAGAAUCCAAAUUCACAUUGCCCUGCACGACUAGAACGCUGGCGUUUACGCCUACAGUUAUACAAUUUCCAAAUUCACUAUCGCCCUGGCCACGAUAACCCAUCCGAUUACAUGUCAAGACACACCCAGUGA